AUGACCCCAGCCAUGCACCUCGCCCUCUUGGUCUUGCUGCUCAGCGCCUGUCUCCCCAAGUUUGCAGUGGAAGGCGUCGGGAGCGAGGCGCUGACCAGGAGGAUGUGCGUGCAGUUCAGCAGCAAGCCCUUGUCCGGCGCCCGCAUUCGCACCUACACCAUCGAGGAGGGGCCCCUGAGGGCCGUCAUAUUUGUCAGCAAAAGGGGCUUCAAGUUCUGUGCAGACCCCGAGGAAGGGUGGGUGAAGCAGGCCAUGAGGACCGUGGACAGCAGGACCCGCAUCGUGUCCCAGACGGGGUCCGUGGGGACCCAGCAGCCCACCGACACCGCCGGGACCACGGCCGCCUAG
Messenger RNA from Sorex fumeus (smoky shrew), 348 nucleotides. Its product is annotated as cytokine SCM-1 beta-like. The record is from RefSeq and is a predicted model, not a curated record. Gene Ontology annotation, cellular component: extracellular region. Lineage: Eukaryota; Metazoa; Chordata; Mammalia; Eulipotyphla; Soricidae. Gene Ontology annotation, biological process: neutrophil chemotaxis; positive regulation of GTPase activity; monocyte chemotaxis. The coding region runs from base 1 to 348 and encodes 115 amino acids. Gene Ontology annotation, molecular function: chemokine activity; CCR chemokine receptor binding. The transcript is spliced from 3 exons.